UCAGCCGGGAGGGGCGCGGCGCCGCUGCGGCAGUGAACACAACGUCAAAGGCUGACGUACCGUGCCGGCCGCCGGCGCCGAGGGAGAGCGAGAGCGAGCGGCGAGCGCGAGGAGCCCGGCCACCGCCAUGGCGCGCUGCUGCUGCUGCUUCGGCCUGCGCACGGGCACCAUCCUGAUCGGCGUCAUCUUCCUGCUUGUUGACCUGGCCGCGCUCGUGUGGUCGGUGCUCAACGCGGUCAAGCACGACUUCCGGCUAUGGCCGCGCGACGUGCUUGAUCACUUCACACCAAAAACGCUCGAGAUCGCGACGUGGGUGACGCUGGCAGUGUCCGCCUUCAGCGUGCUCUGCGACCUGUUGCUCAUCUUCGCGGCGGCGCGCCGCACGCGCUGCGGCCAGAUCUGCUGGCUGCUGUGGAACGGCCUGCUCCUGACGUUGUUGACGCUGGCGCUGCUGGUUGGGCUCGGCAUCUCCAUCUGGCUGCUGGUCGACAAGUCAGCCGCCGAAAAGCUGGGCAUAGACGAUGACAUCUUCACCAAGCUGACCCGCCAGAUAACCAUGACCGAGGAAGAGCGCGAGAAGCAGCGGCGCUACCUGUACAUCAGUCUCAUAGUGGGCCACGUGGUCGGACUCAUCAUCAUGUCCAUCGUGUGGGGCUGGUACGGAGCUGUCGACCGCAACCAGCGUCGGCUGCGGCACACCACCGUCAUCGUGAAGACCCAGCACGUGCACACCAGCCGACUGUAGGCCGCGCGAAGCGGCCGCGCGAUUCGACGGCGAGCGCGCCGCCUCGCGAGGCGAGGCGAGGCGAGGCGCCACAGGCGAGCGGCCGCGCCGCUGCAGGCCGACGCUGGGGACCGAGCGGCGGGCGGCGGAGCCCGUUGUCCGCCGCGCCGCGCCGCGCCAUCGGUCAGUGCGCGGAUCAAAGUGUGGACGGCCGGAAUGGACGCGGCGAAGUGGUGCGCGGCGCGUGGUUUGGUGCCAAAUGGACUCGUCUGUGUGCGUUAGUGCUGCGGAAUGUAACAGAUCACUCUGGAUGGCUUGUAGCUCGACGCUGUAAUUGUUUGGCAAGGAGCUUUACCACAGUAAAUAAGAAGCGAACCUU
Pollicipes pollicipes is the source of this 1103-nucleotide messenger RNA. RefSeq lists its product as uncharacterized. The coding region runs from base 128 to 745 and encodes 205 amino acids. Lineage: Eukaryota; Metazoa; Arthropoda; Thecostraca; Pollicipedomorpha; Pollicipedidae. The record is from RefSeq and is a predicted model, not a curated record. The transcript has 2 exons.